Athene cunicularia (burrowing owl) is the source of this 2896-nucleotide messenger RNA. RefSeq names its product FYVE, RhoGEF and PH domain containing 2 (gene FGD2). The transcript has 16 exons. Lineage: Eukaryota; Metazoa; Chordata; Aves; Strigiformes; Strigidae. Gene Ontology annotation, cellular component: cytoplasm. The coding region runs from base 518 to 2527 and encodes 669 amino acids. Gene Ontology annotation, biological process: cytoskeleton organization; filopodium assembly. The record is from RefSeq and is a predicted model, not a curated record. Gene Ontology annotation, molecular function: guanyl-nucleotide exchange factor activity; metal ion binding.
GGGAACGGUCAGGGUGAGGGUCAUGGUUGGGCUGGAGGAGCUUCAAGGGCUUUUCCAACCGUGAUAAUUCUAGGAUUCUGUGACUCGUUGCACAGCCUGCAAGGGGCACCUGGGCUCAGCACGUGGUGGGACACUGCCCACCCCAUCACAGCAGGUCAGGCCUCCUGCCCAUCCCCGCCACUGCUCUGGGCUUUGUUAUGCUGCCAGUUUGGGACCCAUGGCAAGGUCUCCCCCAAACAGCCAAUUCCCAGUGUUUUCACAGUGUUUCUCCUACUUGCAACCUGCUGCACUUCCUCUUUCCUUUUGAGGACAACCCAGAAACAAGCUCUCCUACCACAGAAAGGAGGAGAGCAGAUGGUCUUUGCGUUGUGCAAAUCCUUGUCCCCAGAGAACAUCCUGGGUCUCAGAAACACCUCAAAGCAGAGAGGGGGAGAGAAGAAGGAGCUGCAGCCAUCAGCAGCCACCCUUGCAGCAACUUUACACCCAGGACCCGCUCCCAGCUGGUGCAGCCAGUGCCAUGCAGGGAGAGGCUGAUAACCAACAGAGUGUGUUGAACCUGGUGGCUGUGUUUGAAGAGCACUGGGCCGGCAUGUUUGCCUGGAGGGACAAGCAGGCUCCACAUGGCCAGACUACAGCAACCAGCCAGCCCCCACAGCUUCCAGCAUCCCCUGCCAGCCAGAGCUUCUCCCAGACAGCUGCCAGGCUCCAAGAGGAGCAAGAGAACAAGGAGGAGGAGCAGCAGCAGGACCAGAGGAGGCUCAGCUUCAAAUGUGUCCGCUCUUUCCGACACAAGAUCAGUGAGGACAACUGGAGGAGGCGGCAGGGCCCAGGUCUUGAGCCUGGCAGCAAGGAACCAGAGGAGAAGAAAAUCGCUCUGGAGCUGCUGGAGACAGAGCAGGCUUAUGUCAACCGUCUCCACCUUCUCGACCAGGUAUUCUACACAGAGCUGAUGAAAGAAGCCAAAAACGGGAAGACGGUCCCAGAGGAGGUGGUAAAAAUGAUGUUCUCCAACAUCUCCUCCAUCUACCAGUUCCAUGCCAAGUUCUUCCUGCCAGAGCUGCAGAAGCGCAUGGAGGAUUGGAGCUGCAACCCCCGGAUCGGGGAUGUGAUCCAGAAGCUUGCACCGUUCCUCAAGAUGUACGGUGAAUACGUGAAGAACUUUGACAAGGCCGUGGAACUCAUCACUGUCUGGUCAGAGAAAUCACCACCCUUCCAGGAGCUCAUUGCUGACAUCCAGAAGAGGAAGGUCUGUGCUAACUUAACGCUGCAGCACCACAUGCUGGAGCCUGUGCAGAGGAUCCCGCGCUACGAACUCCUCCUCAAAGAUUAUGUCCGAAAACUACCCCCCGAGUCCCCAGACAAGGACGAUGCAGAGAAGGCCCUGGAGAUGAUUUUUAUGGUGGCCAAGCACUCAAACGCAGCCAUCGCCGAGAUGGAGCGGCUGCAGAAGCUCUGGGUGGUCUAUCAGCGGCUGGGCCUCGAGGACGACAUUGUGGAUCCCUCCAACGAGCUGAUCAAGGAGGGGCCAAUCCAAAAAAUUUCUACCCGCAACAAGAGCACAUCGGAGAAGUACCUGUUCCUGUUCAACAACAUGCUGCUGUACUGCGUGCCCAAGGUCAUCCAGGUGGGCGCAGAGUUCCAUGUCCACCUCCGCAUCGACAUGGACAGCAUGAAGGUGCAGGAGCUGAAUGACAUGCAGUUCCCUCACGCCUUCCUGGUCUCGGGAAAGCAGCGGACGCUGGAGCUGCAAGCCAGGUCUGAGGAGGAGAUGAAUGCCUGGAUCAAGGCUUUCCAAGAUGCCAUUGACAGGAAAGAGAAGAGGAGUGAGACCUUUAAGACAGCAGUCCAUGGGCUGGAGAUGGGCACCCCUGCACUGAAGGCAGAGGAGCUGGGCCGCCGAGCUCCUCAGUGGGUGCGGGACAACCUGGUGACAAUGUGCAUGCGCUGCAAAGAGCCCUUCAACGCCAUCGUGCGCCGGAGACACCACUGCCGGGCUUGUGGAUACGUGGUGUGUGCCCACUGUUCAGACUACAGGGCCGAGCUACAGUACGACAGGAACCGCCUGAACCGCGUGUGCCAGGAGUGUUACAUCUUCCUGACGGGCCACGUGGUGCUCGAGGACCGGGAGGGGAAGCACAAAGGCAUCCUGGAGAAAGGAGCCGCUGAGGUAUCAGGCAAGAGUUUGCUGUGCAGUUCCCUGCAGCUGCUGGACAAGAAUGGGAAGGGGGGCACACGGGGCUGGUUCGUGAUUCCACAGGAUGAUCCCCUCGUGCUGUACAUCUACGCAGCUCCCCAGGACGUCCGAGCCCACACCUCCAUCCCGCUCCUGGGCUACCAGGUGAAGGACCUGCCCCAGGGCGACUCCCGCCACCUCUUCCAGCUGGCUCAGUCCCGGCAGCUUUACACCUUCGUGGCCGACACCGAGGAGCUGAAGCGGCGCUGGAUGAGGGUCAUGGCGCGCUGCGCCGCGGGGAUCACGGGCCCGGAGGAGGGCGAGGAUGCAGACUCCGGCGAGGAAGCCGACUGAGGCCGUGCCCACUUCCCGCCCUGCCCGGUGGGUCAAACCUCCCCCCUGCCCCUCCUGCCUUUUGGGUUUUCAUCAGGAAAAGCCCAAGGCACCGGUACGGUUGUCACUGCAUGGACAAGCCAGAUCCCCCGUCCCCUCCCUCCUUGCUCGCUGCGGACAGAGACGUUGGAGGUACCCGAGCCGUGAGGGGCACCAGGGGGUUUUGGGGAGCCCGCGCCCCUGCGCCCGCUGUGCCGACAGCUGCCGCCCGAGGGCAGUAAUGGCUCAGCCUUGAGCCGAGCCUGGCCCCGGCAGGGGAUGGUGCAGGGGGGAUGCCCAGUCUUGUGAAAACAUCUGUGGAAUUGAGACUGUUCUAAUAAAUCCUACCUG